Metarhizium robertsii ARSEF 23 is the source of this 888-nucleotide messenger RNA. Its product is annotated as ornithine decarboxylase antizyme. Gene Ontology annotation, biological process: positive regulation of protein catabolic process. The transcript has 3 exons. The record is from RefSeq and is a predicted model, not a curated record. Gene Ontology annotation, cellular component: nucleus; cytoplasm. Lineage: Eukaryota; Fungi; Ascomycota; Sordariomycetes; Hypocreales; Clavicipitaceae. The coding region runs from base 1 to 888 and encodes 295 amino acids. Gene Ontology annotation, molecular function: ornithine decarboxylase inhibitor activity.
AUGGCGCUUUUAAGUAACCAGAAUUUGAAUUGUAGUAGUAAUUACGGCGAGGACGUCGUUGCCCGAGUCAACGUCCUUGCCUCCUGCUACAUUGUCGACUCAGCUGCCCAGCUCAAGGGCAUCCACUACUGCACUACCGGGGCUGCAGGUAUGUUCUCCAAGACUUCCUCUGACUUGACAACGCUAUAUCCCGGGCGGAGUGGUAUUCCUGAGGUCCCUACCUCAGGACUACCUUCUCCUCCAACAAGCCCCCCCCUCGCCGCGCUGACUUCGUCUAACGAGCUCGCUCUUCUUCCGAAGAACAAGAAGCGCGACAAUUCGGGCCACCGUCGCCCGGAGCGACGAGGGGGGGCAGCACUCACGAUCAGGGAAGAAUGUGAGAGAUUCUUUUGUGAGCCCAUGAAGACAGCAUUCCACGGUGAGAGGAACCUGUCGAUGAAUGGCUCCGGCCUGUCAGGUGCUUAUUUACAAACGCCGCCAUCAGAGAGCCGGUUAUCCGACGCCUUCCGGCAGAGCAUGGACAUCAAGUCGCAGGGAUUUGAAGUCGAUGCCUGGAUGGAAGUUUGGGAUUACGCUGGUGGUGCGAGCUUUCGGGCCUUUGUGGCAAAUAACGGACAGGAGAAAUCCUUGUUUGUCUUUUUUGACAUUGAAGGUGUCAUGGGACGAGAUCUCAAGAAAGCUCUUAUGGCUCUUAUCGAACUUGCCGAUGGCCCUUUGGAAUGUGCACACAUCGUGACUUGCAUUGAUCGCCGCAUACCCUUUGAGGAAGCACACGAAUUGACCAAGAGCCUUCAGUGGGUUGGAUUCGAAAUGACCACUCUAGACCACUGGGCAAAUCACCUCGAUGUAACGAGCAAACGGUGGGUAUUUAUGGGCAUGGAACUCUAG